This is a messenger RNA of Schizosaccharomyces cryophilus OY26, 971 nucleotides long. RefSeq lists its product as uncharacterized. The record is from RefSeq and is a predicted model, not a curated record. The transcript has a single exon. Lineage: Eukaryota; Fungi; Ascomycota; Schizosaccharomycetes; Schizosaccharomycetales; Schizosaccharomycetaceae. Bases 360 to 821 code for a protein of 153 amino acids.
GUGUCUUUCACCAAAUUCUUGCAAGUUCCUGUGAAUGCUUUUAUUACAAAUUAAAAUUCUACUUUGAUUGCUUUAAUGACUUAGAUAUUAUUACUGAAGUGGAUCUAGCGGCCUCUUUUUAGUUUUAUUAUUUUUUUCAAACUGACUUAAAGGUGAUUUACUCCCAAUCAUCAGAAAUUCUUGAAUUUUAACUUACUAAAGCUUUUUCUUUUCGUUUUAUUUUUGUUUUUUAAUAUAUUUUGCGUUUCUUUGCUCUGACUUUGUCAGUUUCGGGGUAGAAGUUUUUUAUUUUUUUCUAAAGACACUUUGAAAGCUCAAUUACUUUUGAUACGUCAAAAGGUUAAUAACAAUUGAGACUCAUGCCUCCUCUAACGGUAAAUGACUCCGACAAUGGCUCCGAAAACAUCGGGUUUGAUCCUUCAUCAACAUUGUUAGGCAAACUACUGAUUUUCCUAAUAGUGGCUCUGUGCUUCUCGUUUAUCUUUUCUAUGUUAUUUCGUGAACACCGUAAUGCAUUGCAUAUUCUGCGAGAGCGACAAGGGCUUAUUUCGAGACAACGCAGAGGGCGCAUCGAAGCUACAGAUACCGCUUUACAGAGACGACGAAACAAUGAGCCUUUGCCCACUUAUGAACCUCCAGAAAUUAGUACUUUCGCAAAUGUUGAAGACUACCCUGUUUCAAAUACCCCUCCACCACCGGCUACUUUUAAUGAGCUUGGAGAAUUCGUGGAACAAAACCCCGUAAGUGCUUCUGGUUUUCCUGAGAGCCCGCCUUCUUAUGAUAACAUUUCUUUUGCACAAGAUGAAACGAGUUUGAAAUAAAACUUUGCGUCUUUUUCUUGUAUAUUUUUUUUUCCACAUACUCUUUGCGUUAUGAUCAUCUAUAAUAAUUCGUUUGGGUCCUUUUGUUUUUACUUCUGAAUGUCGUUUUAUGUUACACUAUUAUUAUCAAUAUAUACUGAUUUGGCUCAU